Lates calcarifer (barramundi perch) is the source of this 10722-nucleotide messenger RNA. RefSeq names its product LPS responsive beige-like anchor protein (gene lrba). Gene Ontology annotation, biological process: intracellular protein localization. Gene Ontology annotation, molecular function: protein kinase binding. The record is from RefSeq and is a predicted model, not a curated record. Gene Ontology annotation, cellular component: cytosol; membrane. NCBI's taxonomy places the organism in Eukaryota, Metazoa, Chordata, Actinopteri, Centropomidae.
UGCGCAUGCUCCACUCACUCAAGGGCUACACUGUCAUGGCGGUGGCGAGCUGAAGCUACCGGGGUAAAUCAGGAAGAGAAAGCAGCGCAGCUGGGUCAGCGUUGACAUUUAACCAAGUGUGUGGAGUUUGCUGGGGAGGACCGAGCAGACCUCCGUCCUCUGUCGACUUCUACCGGAGCUGCUGACGGACUUGACCCGCUCCAGUUUGUGAGUUUUUGCUUCUGCCAAGCGCGCUACCUGUCAAGUGUGUGGACUCAGUGACAAUAGCAACUUCCACUGCUGUGCGGAGAUAUUAAAGUCUCUCUCUCCUCGUUUGUCAUUUGACCGAGCAGAGGAGAAAACUGGUCGAGGACGAGCACCGCUUCACCUGCUUCCCUCCUUGUUACCUGCGGCACAUUUCCUCUCGGUUUUUAACGGCAUUAAUCCAUCCGUCUGGUAUCAAGUUACGGAGCAGGGGGAGAAGAGCAGUUCACUGUGGAGUGAAGCGGUGACAUUUCCAGCCUGUCCGCGACCAACAAAUUCAAUUCGCGCUUUUUUAUUUUUGCCCACUUUUUAGGGUUCAUUCGCCGAACUGUUUUGGAUGGGGAGGGAAACGUUUUGUUUGUGUGCCUGUACACUGUCAACAACUCAGCUGAGAGGGACAUAGAGCCCUCUUUCUCCUCCGACAUCGGCUGCACUGUCACCGUUGGAGGUGAACAGGUGCCUUACCUGUGAACGCCACCUGUCCCGUCCUUCCUUCCGUAGCAAUGGCUAGCGAGGAGACAGCGGGCGCUGCGCAGCCAGGUGAUGGUAAGGACGGGAGAUCGGGCGCCAUGGCGCUCAACCCCGGAGUGCCUAUCAGGGGUAUAAGGAUGAAAUUCGCCGUUCUCGCCGGCCUGGUGGAAGUUGGGGAAGUUUCCAACCGAGACAUUGUGGAGACUGUGUUCAACCUGCUGGUCGGCGGCCAGUUUGACCUGGAGAUGAACUUCAUCAUCCAGGAGCCAGAGAGCAUCGUGUGCAUGGUGGAGCUGUUGGACAAGUGUGAGCCCACGUGUCAGGCCGAGGUCUGGAGCAUCUUCACCGCCAUCCUCAAGAAGAGUGUCCGCAACCUGCAGGCAUGCACUGAUGUGGAGCUCAUCCAGCUGGUGCUCCAGCGUAUAUCCACCACUGACAGCAUGAUAGCAGACCUACUUGUGGACAUGCUGGGUGUGCUUGCCAGCUACAGCAUCACAGUAAAAGAGCUGAAGCUUUUCUUCAGCAAACUGCAAGGGCAGGAAGGCCAGUGGCCUCAUCAUGCAGUAAAGCUCCUGUCGGUGCUGAAGUACAUGGCUCACAGAAAUGGUCCUGACUCCUUCUUCAGCUUUCCAGGGAAAAAUGCAGCCGCUAUAGCUCUGCCUCCCAUAGCAAAAUGGCCAUACCAGAAUGGGUUUACAUUCCACACGUGGCUCCGCAUGGAUCCUCUCAACAACAUCAAUGUAGACAAAGACAAGCCUUACCUAUACUGUUUCCGCACCAGUAAAGGCCUAGGUUACUCUGCGCACUUUGUGGGCGGCUGUUUGAUAGUGACCUCAUUAAAAUCCAAGGGGAAAGGAUUCCAGCACUGUGUAAAGUAUGACUUCAAACCACAGAAGUGGUACAUGGUGACUCUUGUUCACGUCUACAACCGAUGGAAAAACAGUGAAAUUAGCUGCUACGUGAAUGGAGAACUGGCUUCCUAUGGAGACAUUGCCUGGUUUGUCAACACCAGUGACACAUUUGACAAGUGUUUCCUGGGAUCGUCCGAGACGGCAGAUGCCAACCGUGUGUUCUGUGGACAGAUGGGGGCAGUUUACCUGUUUGGAGAGGCUCUUAGUGCUGCUCAGAUCCUGGCUAUCUAUCAGCUGGGUCCAGGUUACCAGGGCACCUUCAAGUACAAGGCUGAGAGUGACCUGCUGUUUGCAGAGCAUCAUAAGACCUUACUGUAUGAUGGCAAACUGUCCUCUAGUAUUGCCUUCACGUAUAAUCCUCGCGCCACAGAUGCUCAGCUCUGCCUUGAGUCCUCCCCAAAGGACAACGCCUCCAUUUUUGUCCAUUCACCUCAUGCACUCAUGCUGCAGGAUGUGAAGGCUGUGGUGACUCACUCAAUCCAGAGUGGCAUACAUUCUAUCGGAGGCGUGCAGGUCCUCUUCCCUCUGUUUGCACAGCUGGAUUAUUGCCAGCCUUCUAGCCAUGAGCUGGACACCUCUGUCUGCUGCACUUUGCUAUCCUUUGUGAUGGAGCUCUUGAAGAACUCAGUGGCUAUGCAAGAGCAGGUCCUGGCCUGCAAAGGCUUUCUCGUCAUUGGCUACACUUUGGAAAAGUCUUCCAAGGUGCAUGUGACGCGGCCCGUCCUGGACAUUGUGCUGGCCUUUUCCAGAUACCUUAGCAACUUGCAGAAUGGUAUCUUGCUGCUCAAGCAGCUGUGUGACCACAUUCUGUUCAACCCCGCCAUCUGGAUCCAUGCCCCUGCCAAGGUGCAACUGACACUCUACACUUACCUUGCGACAGAGUUCAUCAGCACAGUGACCAUCUACAAUACCAUUCGCAGGGUGGGCACUGUGCUUCAGGUCAUGCAUACACUGAAAUACUACUACUGGGUUGUCAACCCACAGGACCGCAGUGGGGUCAUCCCCAAAGGCCUAGAUGGUCCACGGCCAAACCAGAAGGAGAUCCUGUCAUUGCGAGCCUUUCUGUUGUUGUUUGUCAAACAGCUCAUAAUGAAGGAUCAUGGAGUCAAAGAAGACGAGCUACAGAGUAUCCUCAACUACCUCCUUACCAUGCAUGAGGAUGACAAUCUCAUGGAUGUACUGCAGUUGUUGGUGGCUCUGAUGUCUGAACAUCCUGGGCCAAUGGUCCAGGCCUUUGACCAGCGCAAUGGGAUUCGUGUGAUUUACAAGCUUUUGGCCUCAAAAAGUGAAGGAAUAAGAGUGCAGACUCUGAAAGUAUUGGGCUACUUUCUGAAACACAUGCCACCAAAGAGGAAAGCUGAGGUCAUGCUGAGUCACGGCCUCUUCUCCCUGCUCACUGAACGCCUGAUGCUCCACUCCAACCAGUUCACCAUGACAACCUACAACGUGCUUUUUGAGAUCCUUACAGAGCAUAUCUGCACUCAAGUGAUCCAUAAACAGCAUCCGGACCCUGACUCCACUGUGCAGAUUCUCAACCCACAGAUUCUGAAGGUAAUAGCUGCUCUGCUGAAGAACUCUCCCCCGUCUCCCGAGAGCAUGGAGGUGCGCAGGGUCUUUCUGUCAGACAUGAUCAAACUCUUCAAUAACAGCCGAGAGAACCGCAGGAGCCUGCUGCAGUGCUCUGUGUGGCAGGAGUGGAUGCUCUCUCUGUGCUACAUCAACCCACGGAACAACGAGGAGCAGAAAAUCACAGAGAUGGUGUACGCUAUCUUCCGCAUCCUGCUCUACCACGCCAUCAAAUACGAGUGGGGUGGUUGGCGCGUUUGGGUGGACACCUUGUCCAUCACCCACUCCAAGGUAACCUUUGAGCAGCACAAGGAGAAUCUGUCCCGCAUGUUCCGUCAGUACCAGCGACAGGAGUCUGGAGGCUCUCUCAGCACAAUCCGAACCAUCUCUGGUGUCAGCCAAAGCUCUGAGACCAUGGAAUGUGUAAAUGGGCCACCUGCAGAGGAGGCGGCCCCUUCUACUGUCAUUGAGCUUACAGUGGACGAGCUGUCCCAGAAGUCCCCUGACUCGGCAUCUAGCUCCACCAUCACCUCCAGCCCGCAGGAGACUGCUGAUGAACGGGGUCACGCAUCUAUCACUGUGUCAAAUAUCCUGGCAAGGGCCGAGGAAGAAGAGCGAGAGUUGGUCCAGGAGCCCCCCAGAGAUGGCUCAGGUGAUGGAAAAGACUCUGAAGCAACUGUGACAGCAAAAAACCAGAUACAGAAUUGCCAGCGGUUUCAGAACAAGAUGGUAAGGCUGACCAAACCUCCCCUUGAGACCACAGCCUGUCUGGAGAACAGCGUGCUGGGUGGAGCUUCUGUCUUCAACGAGGACCUUGUUGACGUGUCGUCAGUUAGCGACCAGAUCCACCCUAGUGAUGCUGAUGAGAGCCAAGAGGAGUCCUCUUAUGCCUCUGCUGCAGGAGAAGAAUCGGAAGUAUUAAAAAAGGAGGAAGAUAAACAUGACAAUGAAGGCAAUAAAAAUGAUCAGGAAGGACAAGAGUUUAAAACAGAAGAAGAAAAAGAUGAGAAACAGGAGGUUAGCACAGAUGAAAAAGCUAGAGAGAGUGAAACUGAAGAGAAACGGGUAUCUGAUUUGGAGAGUCCUCCAACGGAAACACCUGAAGAAAAUGUGACUGAACUGCCUAAAGAAAAAGAUGAACAGUCUUCCCCCAUAGCUAAAACCACUACUUCAGACCAGCAGCCCUCAGAUACUACACUACCCUCUACAGCCCAGGAGGUUGCAGCAGCACCAGACCCCACCUCACCUAGCCAGCCUUCAGAAACCAGUGGCACCACUGGAGGGGAAACUGUGUCCAGUGCCCCAGAAAGCAGCACCACCGUAUCUAGCUCUGACCCCCAAAAAAGUGCAGUCUUUGCCAGCAAGACCAAAGAGAUUAAAAUUGCCAGACUGGAUGUGUCCAAUGUAGCCUUAGACACUGAGAGACUUGAACUGAAGGAGACCUCUACAACAGAAACAAGCCAAGGCCAGCCGACAGCAGUAGCAGCAGGAAGUUCUUCAGGUCAGCAGAGAGAGAGCGGCACCUCGGCUCCUCGCUCCACCAUGUUUCGCAUCCCAGAGUUCCGCUGGUCCCACAUGCAUCAACGCCUCCUCACUGACCUGCUUUUCUCUAUUGAGACAGACAUCCAGAUGUGGAGGAGUCACUCCACGAAGACAGUUCUGGACUUUGUGAACAGCAGUGAGAACGUUGUGUUUGUCCACAACAGCAUACACCUCAUCUCCCAGGUGGUGGACAACCUCAUCAUGGCUUGUGGCGGCAUUUUACCUCUGCUCUCUGCUGCCACCUCUUCCUCUCAUGAACUGGAGAACAUUGAGCCAUCCCAAGGCCUGGCAGUGGAGGCUUCAGUCACCUUCUUACAGCGACUCAUCAACCUUGUGGAUGUUCUCAUCUUUGCCAGCUCCCUCAACUUCACAGAGAUAGAAGCAGAGAAAAACAUGUCAUCAGGAGGCAUCCUCCGACAGUGCCUUCGCCUCGUGUGUGCAAUGGCAGUGAGAAACUGUCUGGAGUGUCAGCAAGCCCAAUGUAAGCACGGUGCAGAGGGCACACUCCGUAGCUACACAGCCAUGCCUAGCACUGUGCUUGGAACAGCCAAGUCUGCAUCUGCACAGAGUCCUGUUGAUGCAGUGACAGGCGGGAUGUCUCCAGUCAGAGACCUGGACCGGCUGCUUCAGGACAUGGACAUUAACCGCCUCAGGGCUGUCGUCUUCAGAGAUAUUGAGGACAGUAAGCAGGCCCAGUUUUUGGCUCUCGCUGUGGUGUACUUCAUCUCGGUCCUCAUGGUGUCCAAGUACCGUGACAUACUGGAGCCCCACAAUGACAAGAAACACCCUCAACGAUCCCAGUCUGCCAGGAGCACAGAUAGUGGUGGCAUUUCUGGUGGACUGGAAGUGGAGAACGGCGUCUCGCUCCGGCGGUAUGACUCCGGCAUUGGUGAGGACCACACCUCAACUGCUGCGAGCGAGGCAGACCUGUCAUCCUCUGGUGUGACACACGGUCCAGACGCCAUCUCAGAGGCCUUGUCCACGCUGUCAUCUGAGGUCAGACCUGCUCUGCCCGCUGAUUCAAAGGGCAAGAAUGUGAAGGACAUUCUGCGCAGCCUAGUGAGCGCUCCAACUGAUGAUAUCAUGGUGGACCCAAGUCUGCUGCCACCAGCGUUUCUUGUGGGUGAUGCAGCCAGAGAAUCAUCGCAACAGUUCCGCUCAUUUGAUAGAAGUGUUGUCGUUGCACCCAAGAAAGCCGGCAUGAUGCCGUCUCCAGGCACCUCCACUCCCGUCCCAGCAGCCACUGCUGCCUCUGUGUCUGCUGGGACACCUAUCGACAACGUUGCCGUGGUAUCUUCUGGCGAUGCCUCCCAGAGCACCUCUGCAGAUUCUGCAGCUGCAGGCGGCCAGGUUCCAGCCAGCACUAGCCUGCCAUCUGUCCCCCCUCUCUCCCCUGUGACCCAGAACACAGCCCCCAAUAUGAGCAUCUCAGAGCGUCUGGAGCAUGCACUGGAGAAGGCGGCUCCUCUGCUGAGAGACAUCUUUGUGGACUUUGCUCCUUUUCUCUCUCGGACCCUGCUGGGCAGCCACGGACAAGAGCUCCUUAUUGAGGGCACAAGCCUGGUGUGUAUGAAGUCCAGCAGCUCAGUAGUGGAGCUCGUCAUGCUUCUGUGUUCACAGGAAUGGCAGAACUCCAUCCAGAAGAAUGCAGGUCUUGCCUUCAUCGAGUUGGUCAAUGAAGGCAGACUGCUGAGUCACACCAUGAAGGACCACCUGGUUCGCGUGGCUAAUGAAGCUGAAUUUAUUCUCAGCCGACAGAGGGCUGAAGACAUCCAUAAACAUGCAGAGUUCGAGUCUAACUGCGCUCAGUACGCUGCAGAGAAGAGAGAUGAGGAGAAGAUGUGCGACCACCUUAUCCGAGCAGCCAAGUACCGCGACCACGUGACAGCCACACAGCUCAUCCAGAAGAUAGUCAACAUCCUGACUGACAAACAUGGAGCCUGGGGAAACUCUUCCAAAAGCCGGCCGAGGGAGUUCUGGCGCCUGGACUACUGGGAGGACGAUUUAAGGCGGCGACGUCGCUUCAUCAGGAACCCCUUUGGAUCCACUCAUUCAGAGGCUACGCUCAAAGCCGUGGCCGAACACGCAGCUGAUAUCAGUGCAUCCGAGGAGGAUAUUCUCAAAGGCAAACAGUCCAUCAGGGGUCAGGCUCUGGGAAAUCAAAACUCGGAGGGUGAGACUUUACUCGACGGGGACGAUGACAGUAUGUCCAACUUUGAGGAGAAGGACCUGGAGAACUUAACAGGCCCAGUAAACUUGAGCACCAGUGCUCAGCUGGUGGCUCCGGCCGUGGUGGUGAAAGGCACCCUGUCCAUCACCGCCUCCGAGCUAUACUUCGAGGUGGAUGAAGAGGAGCCGGGCUUCAAGGCCAUCGAUCCAAAGAUUCUAGCCUAUACGGAAGGUCUUCAUGGAAAAUGGCUGUUCACAGAGAUCCGCGCCGUCUUUUCCAGACGCUACCUACUGCAAAACACUGCUCUGGAAAUCUUCAUGGCCAACAGAACUGCAGUCAUGUUCAACUUCCCAGAUGCUGCCACUGUAAAGAAAGUGGUCCACAGUCUUCCUCGUGUUGGGGUGGGCACGAACUUUGGCCUCCCACAGACCAGGCGAAUCUCCCUGGCCACACCAAAGCAGCUAUUCAAAGCAUCCAACAUGACUCAGCGCUGGCAACGUCGGGAAAUCUCCAAUUUUGAGUACCUAAUCUUUCUCAACACCAUCUCUGGUCGGACUUAUAAUGACCUAAACCAGUAUCCGGUCUUUCCAUGGGUUAUCACCAACUACGACUCAGAGGAACUUGACCUCACUCUGCCCAGCAACUUCAGAGAUCUGUCAAAGCCCAUCGGUGCUCUGAAUCCCAAGAGGGCGGCAUUUUUUUCAGACCGAUAUGAGUCCUGGGAGGAUGAUCAGGUGCCAAAGUUCCACUAUGGCACCCACUAUUCCACCUCCAGCUUCACCCUGAUGUGGCUACUACGUAUUGAACCCUUCACCACAUUGUUCCUCAACUUCCAAGGAGGAAAGUUUGACCACGCUGACCGCACCUUCUCAUCAGUGUCCCGGGCCUGGAGGAACUGCCAGAGAGACACAUCUGAUGUCAAGGAGCUGAUCCCAGAGUUCUACUACCUCCCCGAGAUGUUUGUCAAUGCCAACAGUUACAACCUGGGAGUGAUGGAGGACGGCAGCGUGGUGUCUGAUGUGGAGCUGCCACCUUGGGCCAAGAGCCCAGAGGAGUUUGUUCGAAUCAAUCGCCUGGCUCUGGAGAGUGAGUUUGUGUCCUGCCAGCUCCACCAGUGGAUCGAUCUGAUCUUCGGCUACAAGCAGCAGGGACCUGAAGCCACCAGAGCUCUAAACGUUUUCUAUUAUCUGACCUAUGAAGGUGCAGUCAACCUGAGCUCCAUCAACGACCCAAUGCUCAGAGAGGCUGUGGAGUCUCAAAUUAGGAGUUUUGGACAGACCCCCUGCCAGUUGCUCAUUGAGCCACACCCACCCAGAAGCUCAGCCAUGCAAGUGACUCCGCUGAUGUUCACAGAGCAGAUGCAGCAGGAUGUUAUCAUGGUGUUGAAGUUCCCAUCAAACUCUCCCGUAACCCACGUAGCAGCCAACACCCAGCCAGGUCUGACGUCACCUGCCAUCAUCACUGUCACCGCCAACCGCCUGUUUGCUGUUAACAAAUGGCACGGCUUGACAGGUCAUCAGAGCUCAACGGUGCAGGACCAGCAGUACCAACUUCCUGUGGAAAUUGACCCGCUGAUAGCUAGUAACGUGGGCAGUCAUCGGCGUCAGAUCUCAGACCUGCUGGACCAGAGCAUUAAGAUCAGCUCACAGUGUUUCGUCAUCACAGCAGACAACCGCUUCAUCCUUCUGUGUGGCUUCUGGGACAAGAGCUUCCGGGUUUAUUCCACUGACUCAGGAAAAUUGACUCAGAUAGUGUUUGGGCAUCGUGACGUGGUGACUUGUCUGGCUCGCUCUGAGUCAUACAUUGGAGGAGACUGCUACGUCCUGUCAGGUUCCAGAGAUGCCACCCUGCUGCUGUGGUACUGGAACGGAAAGCACUGCAGUAUUGGAGAGAGCCCAGGCACAGAGUUUACCACGCCACGGGCCAUCCUAACAGGCCAUGACUGUGAGGUGACAUGUGCGAGUGUGUGUGCUGAGCUGGGUCUUGUCAUCAGCGGCUGCAAAGAGGGUCCUUGUCUGAUCCAUUCCAUGAAUGGGGACCUGCUGCGGACCCUGGAGGUACCAGAGCGCUGCAUGCAUCCCCGCCUCAUCCAGUCCUCUACAGAGGGACACUGCCUGAUCUAUUACGACAAGGGACAGUUUUGUCUCUUCAGUGUCAACGGCAAGCUACUAGGACAAAUGGAGGUAGAAGACAGCAUCAAGGCCAUGCUUCUCAGUCGUGAUGGCCAGUAUCUGCUGACAGGUGGAGAUGGAGGCGUAUUAUCUGUCUGGCAGGUCCACAACCUCAAGCAGCUGUUCACCUACCCAGGCUGUGAUGCAGGAAUCCGUUCCAUGGCCAUGUCACACGACCAAAGGUGCAUCAUAACUGGCAUGGCAUCUGGAAGCAUCGUGCUCUUCUACAACGACUUCAACAGGUGGCACCAUGAGUACCAAACCAGAUACUGAGCUGAAAACAGCAACAACUUGACUGACACUGAUUUGGACACUGAUGAAGAUCCAGACUGUUGCAAGUGUGAACUCUUAUCAAAGGCACUAUUCUGUCUAUCCUGAUAUCCUGAAUGUAUCUCACUGAAAGAAGAAGAAGAAAAAAAAUCUGUCCUGUUAUAGUAAAAGAAUCAAACUAUUUUUAAAAAGGGCAUUGCUAUAUUUUGUAGAUCAGAUAGAAAAUUUUCAUAUACAAAUCAUAGGGUGGGGGUUAUGUUACUGUACGGUUAAAAACAGAUCUAUUUUUAGCUGUAAGAGUCUAUUUUCAUCUCCUCCAGAAAAGAAAAGAGGGACUUGUGGGGAGCUAGUGAAAACCUUUAAUCUUGACUUAAAAAUCCAAAUAUUUGUGUACUUUAGGGUGAGUGAUUUUUCUUUUGUUAUUCUGUAGGUGUGUAUGUGGGGAGUAAUUAUUAAGCUUUCAUUCACUUUUAACAUGCUUUUUGCCAUUUUGGCGACACAGCCGUUAGAUAUGUUUGAAUAAAUAAUAAAUGUAUCAGACAGAAGGAUAAAUGAAGAGGGAAUAUACAUAUAUAUAUAAAUAUCUAUAUACAUACUGUUUAAAUGUAGUCCUUCAUAUUUAAAAUUUCCAUUCCUUCUGUACCUCUGUGCUUUCUAAGAGAUUGCGUUUCUGUGCACGGCUCACUAGUCAUAUAAAACAUAUCAGCGCAGACUUAACACAGUAUCAUUUAAUACCUAAAACAUCAAAAACAUAAAACUUCCCUAUAUCAGUGAUUUUGAAAAUGAGCUUUACAUAGAGGAGGAUGUCAGGAAAACCAUGUCAAGGAUUAUGCUUCUUUUAUAUUUACGUUUCUCUCCUAAAUGACUGAAUAAGCAAACAGUAAAUAAUUUUUUUCACCAAAACUGAUGGAAAGAGUGAAGGUAUGAGGUCAUAAUUUUUACUACUUUAUCACUAAAUAAAAUCAUGUCGUAUCAUACCUAGUGCUCAAGCCAGCUUAACAUCUCAAGUCCUCUUUGAGUCCCAUCUCCAAAGCAGCUAACAGCAAAGUGAGGUGAGCAAUGAAAGGAAGGACUUGUUGCAUUUCAGUCUGAGGUUCUUUCUCUCUUUUUUUCCAUCACAGCAGUCCAGAUCACAGGAUGAGUGAUUUUGUUAAGAUGUGAUUCAGCACUAAAAAUGGCAAUGAGACAUAUUCCUUUGGUCCUCGGUAAAAUAUAUGUCCACUUGUAUCUUUUGAUUUUGAGGAAACAUUCCUUUGUAGUUUGAGCUUUGGUGUGCUAUACGAGAACUGCUGUUAUCUAUCAACCAAUAUUUUUGCAAUCAUUUUGGAGUGUUUUGUGUGUUGAGUUCUGACAAUAAAAUGGAAUUUUAUAACUUGAA